Molecule: messenger RNA, 1953 nt
Organism: Raphanus sativus (radish)
Lineage: Eukaryota; Viridiplantae; Streptophyta; Magnoliopsida; Brassicales; Brassicaceae
Exons: 4
Coding region: 1-1953 (650 amino acids)
Molecular function (GO): nucleic acid binding; RNA-DNA hybrid ribonuclease activity
Source: RefSeq, a predicted model, not a curated record
AUGCAGCAGAAGAUCCUCGAGUUCCUUAAGCAAAACCUGUCCACGUUCGCCUGGACGAUGUCUGAUAUGAAGGGAAUCGAUCCAGCUAUCACAACCCACGAACUCAAUGUUGAUCCCAACUUCAAACCCAUCCGGCAGAAAAGAAGAAAGUUGGGACCAGAGCGAUCCAAAGCAGUCGCAGAGGAAGUCGAGCGUCUACUCGGUGCCGGUUCAAUCACUGAAGUUCGUUACCCGGAAUGCUACCCGUUGCCUAGCAUCGAUCGCUUAGUCGAAUCGACGGCCGGUAACGAGAUGUUGACGUUUAUGGAUGCCUUUUCGGGCUACAACCAGAUCCUAAUGCACCCGGACGACCGGGAGAAAACUGCUUUCAUCACCGAUCGGGGAACCUACUGUUAUAAGGUGAUGCCAUUCGGAUUGAAGAAUGCCGGAGCAACCUACCAACGGCUCGUCAACCGAAUGUUCGCCGAGCAGCUUGGGAAGACAAUGGAAGUCUAUAUCGACGACAUGCUCGUCAAAUCGCUCCGGGCCGACGAUCACUUAGAGCACUUAAAAGAAUGCUUCGCCAUCCUGAACAAGUACGGGAUGAAGUUGAAUCCCGCAAAGUGCACCUUUGGCGUCUCCUCGGGUGAAUUCCUUGGUUACAUUGUCACGCAACGAGGAAUCGAAGCUAACCCGAAACAGAUCUCAGCAGUCCUGAAUCUCCCCAGUCCGAGAAACUGCCGAGAGGUGCAGAGAUUAACAGGACGCAUCGCCGCGCUUAAUCGCUUUAUCUCCCGAUCCACCGACAAGUGUCUCCCCUUCUAUGAUCUCCUCCGAGGGAACAAGAAGUUCGUUUGGGAUGAUAAAUGCGAGGACGCGUUCGUUCAACUCAAGCAAUACCUAACAACUCCUCCCGUCUUGGCCAAGCCGGAUGUAGGAGAUGUUUUGUCUCUCUAUAUCGCUGUCUCCUCGGCAGCCGUCAGCAGUGUCUUGAUCAAGGAGGACCGUGGCGAGCAGCCCGCCAAAUCUCAAGUCCUCGCCGACUUCCUUGUCGAGCUCACGCCAGAUCUUGCACAAGACCUCGACGUCCCGAGUCCCAAUUGGAUUCUUCAUGUCGACGGAUCAUCGACGAGUAAAGGAUCCGGUGCUGGGGUCCAGCUUCAAUCGCCAACAGGAGAACUCAUCCGCCAGUCUUUCAGUUUCGGCUUCCCGGCUUCUAACAACGAGGCAGAGUAUGAAUCGUUGAUCGCCGGUCUUCGUCUCGCCCGAGCCGUCAAAGCCAAACGCUUGAGUGCUUAUUGCGACUCACAGCUCGUCGCUAGCCAGUUUAGCGGCGACUACGAUGCUCGCAAUGAUAGAAUGGAUGCGUAUCUCCGAGUGGUUCAAGAGCUUGCUAGGGAAUUCGAUUUCUUUGAACUCACCAAGGUUCCUCGCGGAGAGAACGUUUGCGCCGAUGCCUUAGCCGCACUCGGGAGCAAACUCCACGAUCAGGUCAAAAGGACGAUACCCAUACAUCGGAUCGAUCGACCGAGCAUCGACUCUUCCUCCGACGAAAGCUCUCCCAUCGCUCCAAUCUUUGCAACAACUCGACGAUCCACCACCGAUCAAACCGACACUGAGAUGCCAGAUCGUGACGAUACCCCGGUCGAUUGGCGAACCGAGUUCCUGGAUUAUCUCAUACGAGAAGAACUGCCAAAAGAUAAGUGGGCAGCGAGACGCCUGAAGAGACGCAGCGCCCACUACGUCAUCAUGAACGACGAACUUCACCGAGUAACCGCGAACAAAGUUCUCUUAAAGUGCAUCCAGGGCGAUGAAGUACGCCGAGUAAUGGCUGAAACUCACGACGGAGCAGGAGGAAACCACUCGGGAGGCCGAGCACUCGCCCUUAAGAAGAUUCAAACGAGAACGCCUCUAAUCCUCUUCUAUCUGAAAAAGUGGGAACUCGCUGGCAAAUGCGAGCAACCAUCGGACUAA